This is a messenger RNA of Odocoileus virginianus texanus, 1135 nucleotides long. It is a transcript of the gene SP9, whose product is annotated as Sp9 transcription factor. Lineage: Eukaryota; Metazoa; Chordata; Mammalia; Artiodactyla; Cervidae. Gene Ontology annotation, biological process: regulation of transcription by RNA polymerase II. Gene Ontology annotation, molecular function: DNA-binding transcription factor activity, RNA polymerase II-specific; RNA polymerase II cis-regulatory region sequence-specific DNA binding. The record is from RefSeq and is a predicted model, not a curated record.
GCCGCGCGGAACCCGAACAGUUUUUCCGAGCAGCCGCCAGGCUCAGCCUCGCUCCAGGCCCCGCCACGCCACCCAGGGACCUGCUAUGGCCACGUCUAUACUUGGGGAAGAGCCGCGCUUCGGAACGACCCCGUUGGCCAUGCUGGCGGCGACCUGUAACAAGAUCGGCAACACGAGCCCGCUGACGACGCUGCCGGAGUCGAGCGCCUUCGCCAAGGGCGGCUUCCAUCCCUGGAAGCGCUCCUCGUCCAGCUGCAACCUCGGGUCCAGCCUCUCGGGCUUCGCAGUGGCCACCGGCGGCCGCGGCUCGGGCGGCCUGGCGGGAGGCUCGGGCGCAGCCAACAGCGCCUUCUGCUUGGCCUCCACGUCCCCUACGUCGUCCGCUUUCAGCAGCGACUACGGCGGCCUCUUCUCCAACUCGGCGGCGGCCGCGGCGGCAGCGGCCGGCGUGUCCCCGCAGGAGGCGGGCGGCCAAUCGGCCUUCAUCUCCAAGGUGCACACGACGGCGGCCGACGGCCUGUACCCGCGCGUGGGCAUGGCGCACCCGUACGAGUCGUGGUACAAGUCAGGCUUCCACUCGACGCUGGCGGCGGGCGAGGUGACCAACGGCGCUGCGUCGUCGUGGUGGGACGUGCACAGCAGCCCGGGCUCGUGGCUGGAGGUGCAGAACCCCGCUGGGGGGCUCCAGAGCUCGCUGCACUCGGGCGCCCCCCAAGCCUCGCUGCACUCGCAGCUCGGCACCUACAACCCCGACUUCAGCUCGCUCACGCACUCGGCCUUCAGCUCCACGGGCCUCGGCUCCUCGGCCGCCGCCGCCUCGCACUUGCUCUCCACCAGCCAGCACCUGCUGGCCCAGGACGGCUUCAAGCCGGUGCUGCCCUCUUACUCGGACUCCAGCGCCGCGGUGGCGGCCGCCGCAGCCAGCGCCAUGAUCUCGGGCGCCGCGGCCGCCGCCGCCGGGGGGNCGGACCGCCGCUCGCCUGCCAAGCCAGGAGCUCCCCUCUGCUGCCCGAGUCCAGAAGAGAAUCGAACGCGUGUUCCAGGAACAAAAGCGAACCAACUUGCGACACAAACACUUUAAAAAACUGCACACACAGACACACACGCCGGAGACCUACAACCACAAGCACGCACA